UUUCUAUAUGUGACUGUCCCCUUCCACUUCCUUUCCUCCGUUCCUUACAUUAUUAUAAUAAUUUCCAAUGCAAAGACGUCUCUCUCUCUUUUUUUUCUCUCCGAAUUUUCUCCGACAAUUUAUAAUUUAAUUAAAAUAUGUUAUUCUAAUGUAAUAUUUCUUACAAAUUACACUUUUUACAUAAAAAGAAAAUUUGAAUUGCUUUCAUUCCUGGUUCGGAUCUCCUCAGCUCCAGCAUUUUGGUUUCGGGAUCUGAAAGUUUUCCCGGAAAAUAUUUCAAUUUUCCAGGAAAACGAAAACUGACUCGAUUUCGGAUCCGACACAAUGGACAAUGGGGAUAUAGAAAGUAACUCCGACGACAAUCUCCGCGCGCCGAUAGGUCGGAAGUACCGUCCUGUCGUCGACAAUGAUAGCGCCGUUCUCGAGAUGUCUCCAAUGGAUCCUUCUGGAUCUUCUUCUUCUUCUUCCGCCCUGCCUGUUGUUCACCAAGUUCCCCUCAAGAAUGUAAAUGUGAGCUCUCAGCGAAACAUGGAUACCAUUGUAGAUGAGGAAGCCAUUCGACCUCAAAGAGACUCCAAAUUGGAAUUGUUUGGUUUUGAUUCUCUUGUUAACAUUCUUGGUCUUAAGAGUAUGACAGAGGAGCAAUCUGCAGAGCCUUCCAGUCCUAGAGAUGGUGAAAAUAUUUCUAUCACUCAGGGUCGACCAAAGACUUCUGAGCUCAAGUUGGGUACGUUGAUGGGUGUAUUUGUUCCUUGCUUGCAAAACAUAUUGGGAAUUAUCUACUAUAUUCGAUUUUCUUGGAUUGUUGGUAUGGCUGGCAUAUGGGAGUCUUUAUUGGUAGUAGCAUUUUGUGGCUUGUGUACUUUUCUGACUGGAAUCUCGCUGAGUGCAAUUGCAACUAAUGGUGCUAUGAAGGGUGGGGGACCGUAUUAUCUUAUUGGUCGAGCCCUUGGUCCAGAAGUUGGAGUUAGCAUUGGACUAUGUUUCUUCCUUGGAAAUGCAGUUGCUGGAUCUCUCUAUGUUUUGGGUGCUGUAGAAACUUUUUUGAAAGCUGUACCAGCUGCUGGAAUUUUUAGAGAGACUAUCACGAGAGUUAAUGGCACAGUAAUUCCAGAACCAAUACAAAGUCCGAGUUCACAUGACUUGCAAAUUUAUGGGAUUGUUGUGACUAUUGUUCUUUGCUUCAUUGUGUUUGGUGGUGUGAAAAUGAUCAACCGCGUUGCACCUGCUUUUCUCAUACCUGUUCUAUUUUCACUUUUCUGCAUAUUCAUUGGGAUAUUUGUGGCGAAGAAGGAUCAUCCUUCACCUGGAAUAACGGGCUUGAGUCUGGCAUCAUUUAAAGAAAACUGGGGUCCAGAUUAUCAGAAUACUAAUAAUGCUGGUAUUCCUGAUCCUGAUGGAAAAGUGUCGUGGAAUUUCAAUGCUAUGGUUGGUCUCUUUUUCCCUGCUGUAACUGGAAUUAUGGCAGGUUCUAAUCGAUCAGCCUCACUGAAAGACACUCAGCGUUCAAUUCCUAUUGGAACACUUUCUGCAACUCUUACAACUACUGCAAUGUAUGUUGUUUCUGUCUUACUAUUUGGUGCACUUGCCACAAGAGAGAAGCUUUUGACUGACAGGCUGCUUACAGCUACAGUUGCCUGGCCUUUCCCAGCCAUUAUUUACAUUGGAAUCAUUCUUUCGACUUUAGGUGCUGCACUUCAGAGCCUAACAGGUGCCCCCCGCCUGCUUGCAGCAAUUGCCAAUGAUGAUAUUUUACCCGUGCUUAACUACUUCAAAGUCGUAGAAGGGAAUGAGCCUUAUAUUGCUACUCUCUUUACUGCAUUUCUCUGUAUUGGGUGUGUCAUAAUUGGGAAUCUGGAUCUUAUCACGCCCACCAUUACUAUGUUUUUCCUUCUGUGCUAUGCUGGUGUCAACUUAUCUUGCUUCCUUUUGGAUCUUUUAGAUGCUCCUAGCUGGCGCCCUCGGUGGAAGUUUCACCAUUGGAGUCUCUCUCUUCUUGGAGCUUUUCUUUGUAUUGUUAUUAUGUUCUUGAUCUCUUGGUCAUUCACUGUAGUGUCUUUAGCUCUUGCUAGCCUUAUAUAUUAUUAUGUGAGCAUUAAAGGAAAGGCUGGGGACUGGGGUGAUGGUUUCAAGAGUGCUUAUUUCCAGUUAGCUCUGCGCAGUCUUCGAUCACUUGGAGCCAACCAAGUGCACCCAAAGAAUUGGUACCCUAUCCCUCUGAUAUUCUGUCGUCCAUGGGGAAAGCUGCCAGAAAAUGUUCCGUGCCAUCCAAAACUUGCCGACUUUGCCAACUGCAUGAAGAAAAAGGGUAGGGGAAUGUCCAUUUUUGUGUCUAUAUUGGAUGGAGACUACCAUGAAUGUGCUGAAGAUGCCAAGGAGGCCACUAAGCAGCUUGCUACCUAUAUUGAAUACAAGCGUUGUGAAGGUGUAGCUGAGAUAGUUGUAGCCCCUAACAUGUCGGAAGGCUUUCGUGGCAUCAUCCAGACUAUGGGCCUUGGAAAUCUCAAGCCAAAUAUUGUGGUUAUGCGGUACCCAGAAAUAUGGCGUCGUGAGAACUUAACUGAAAUUCCUGCUACUUUCGUUGGAAUCAUUAGUGAUUGCAUUGUGGCAAACAAGGCAGUUGUUAUUGUCAAGGGUCUUGAUGAAUGGCCAAAUGAGUAUCAGAGGCAGUAUGGAACAAUCGAUUUAUAUUGGAUAGUGAGAGAUGGCGGUCUCAUGCUUCUCCUUUCUCAACUACUACUUACGAAGGAGAGCUUUGAAAGCUGUAAGAUUCAAGUCUUCUGCAUUGCCGAGGAAGAUAAUGACGCAGAGGCUCUCAAGGCUGAUGUGAAGAAGUUUUUGUAUGAUCUUAGAAUGCAAGCUGAAGUGAUUGUUAUUAACAUGAAAUCAUGGGAUGGACAAACAGAUGGCAGUGCUCAACCAGACGAAUCUUUAGGAGCAUAUACCGGUGCUCAGCAGAGAAUUGCUAAUUACAUGGCCGAUAUGAAAUCGAAGGCAGAGAGAGAAGGGACCCAACUUAUGGCUGAUGGGAAGCCUGUGGUAGUGGAUGAGCAUCAGGUGGAGAAGUUCCUUUACACGACACUUAAGCUGAAUUCGACAAUACUCAGAUACUCGAGAAUGGCUGCUGUUGUGCUGGUGAGUUUACCGCCGCCUCCGGUCAACCACCCGGCGUACUUCUACAUGGAGUACAUGGAUUUGUUGGUGGAAAAUGUGCAGAGGCUUCUGAUUGUAAGAGGAUACAGGAGAGAUGUUGUAACUCUAUUCACAUGAUUCGCAAUUUGGAAGGUAAGAAGUAAAAUUUGCAUUUUGUUUAUAAUAUGAUUUUUUCUUACCCUUUUAAAAGUAUAUCUUUUUUUUAGUUAAAUGUUAAAUUCAUUCUUUUUCUUUUUUACAAACUUGCUGAAGCAGAAUUUUGCAUGUAUCGGUAGUUUUUUUUUUGGUAGAAUUUGAAUAUUUUUCCCUCUUUGGGGCUUUGUAUUUUUGAAUGAUAAAUUUUCUCGUACGCGUUAGAAUCAAUUCAAAUUUAACCCUAUCAUUUUAUGGGAUUCGCAUUUAA
Messenger RNA from Humulus lupulus (European hop), 3556 nucleotides. RefSeq names its product cation-chloride cotransporter 1. Gene Ontology annotation, cellular component: membrane. The transcript has 13 exons. The record is from RefSeq and is a predicted model, not a curated record. Gene Ontology annotation, biological process: transmembrane transport; monoatomic ion transport. Gene Ontology annotation, molecular function: chloride:monoatomic cation symporter activity. Bases 325 to 3270 code for a protein of 981 amino acids. Lineage: Eukaryota; Viridiplantae; Streptophyta; Magnoliopsida; Rosales; Cannabaceae.